Stylophora pistillata is the source of this 3400-nucleotide messenger RNA. RefSeq names its product neural cell adhesion molecule 1. Gene Ontology annotation, biological process: cell-cell adhesion. The record is from RefSeq and is a predicted model, not a curated record. Gene Ontology annotation, cellular component: plasma membrane; cell-cell junction. Lineage: Eukaryota; Metazoa; Cnidaria; Anthozoa; Scleractinia; Pocilloporidae. Gene Ontology annotation, molecular function: cell adhesion molecule binding.
CUUCUGCGCUAAAUUUUUCAUCUUCUAAGGGAAGGAAAGUGACUGGGAUUGCUUCGUCAUCUGUAAACCUCACCUGGACCUUCAGUGGAGAAGUGAAGAGAAUUGAAUUGGAAAAUGCUAGCGGACCGAUAUGUGUCAUAAACAGCGAUAAGAAUGUCACUGUAGAUCCGUAUUACACUGGACGUAUCAGUGUCUUAUGGAACGGCAAGAGCCCUGGGCAGGUCAUUUUUACACUUAGUUCAAUCCUCACGACUGACGAGGGUGCCUUUCGAUGCAAAAUUGGCUCCGGUGGUCUCCUAUCACCAAGUACAUAUCAAGUUGUAGAGCUGACUGUCUUGGAGGCACCGCAUAUAACCCCGUUCUCGUCAAAACAAAAUCACACGGAGGGAUCUGCUGUAAAUAUCAGCUGUAAAGCGUCCGGAAAACCAUUGCCUGAUGUAGCAUGGGUCAGGAAUACCAAAGUCAAAAGUUCAGGAAAGGAAGAAGCCUUUCUAGUCUUCAGUAGUAUACAACGAAGCGAUAAAGGAGAAUAUAAAUGUCGUGCCAAUAACACAGUUGAUGUCACUUCCAUUGACGCGACGAUUGUGGUUUAUUAUAAACCUAAAGGUGUAACUCUAACUACAAAUGCUCCACAAAAUACCGUUACACAAGGAGACACAGUGAAAUUUACGUGCAAAGUAAAGGAAGCAAAGCCACAAGUCUCACUAUACAAGUUCUUUUUCAAUGGCCGCCCUGUUAAUGUGAGUAAUAACAAUGUAUACACCAUCAAUAAUGUCAAGCGAUCUCAGAACUAUGGCGAGUACAAAUGUAUACCUCGGAAUGAUGCUGGAGAUGGACCCGAGGCGAAAGCGACACUUAACAUACAGGUUCCUGCCCAUUUUACAGUACUACCGCAGAAUAUAACAGUUAAUACGUCAACCCCUAUAUCUUUGACUUGUAAAGCCUCGGGUUUUCCUACACCUCAUACCAGGUGGGAAAAAUCAGAGAAGAUUUUGUCCCAUAUGGAACACCUGAACAUUCCCAGCAGUAACAGGAGUGCUGCAGGAGAGUAUAUGUGCACUGUGGGAAAUGGAGUCGGAGAGGAAAAGACAGCGAGAGCUUAUGUAAUUGUGCAAUACCCGCCAACAAUUCAAAGUGUCACCCCUUCAUCCAGUAAUUCUUGGAUUGAUCAGACCGUGACUUUAGAGUGUCAUUCAGAUGGUGUUCCAACACCAACACUCACCUGGUACAAACAUAAUAUAAGUGAAAUAAACAGACUCAGAGGCAGAGGAAACAAAAUACAGGUGACACUCCGGAACGAUAGAGAUUUUGGUGAUUACAUUUGCGUUGCUGCCAAUGGACUUCCUCCUUCUGAUGAGAGAGUAACAAAGAUAAAUCAGAUAAAGAAACCAGGGCAGCCAUCCAUCGAAUCCAUCAUUCAAGCGACGUUUCUAACAAUACAAUGGACUGCACCUGCUUAUGAUGGAGGGAGUCCUAUCAUAGCAUUCCGAGUGACCAUACUAAAGGGUGACACUGAGAUAGGCAGUGUUAAUAUUACUAAUCCUCUUACAAAGGCUUAUUCGUUUAGGGGUUUGGAGAGAGAUACCAGUUAUACGGUGAAAGUGUUUUCCAGAAAUGUUGUAUUCGAGGGAGAUCCUGCUGUCAAGACACUAAAGACUCUAUAUGAAGGAGCUCCUGAUGUGGUGAAAAUAGGCGACCUGUCUAGUGAAAUAGCAGACGAUACGAUUACUCUGAAAUGGAAGAAACCAGAAAAUAAUGGAAAAGUUAUCACCAUGUAUACAGUGUACCAAAGAGUUGUGACUGAUGGGAACGUGGGACAGUGGACAGAAGUGGGAAAUAUCACAGAUGUUUCCGUUAGAGAAUUGAAAAUAACGUUGGAGAGAGGAAAGGUGUAUCAGUUUGCCAUUACUGCAACUAAUGAGCUGGGUGAAAGCCUAAAACAAGAUAAAGCAGAUAUCCAGCAAGUCGAGGCCGAAGGAAUGCCAGGUCCCACUAAGGGUUCCCGGACUGUUGUAGACAAUGGAGUGAACAAUGCAAUAUUUUCUGGAGCAGCUGUGGCCGGUGUUUUGCUUAUUAUUGGUGUAAUCGUCAUCAUUAUUCUUUGGAGACGAAGGAAGUCUUCAAUUUACGAAAAUGAUGAAGUGUCAAUGGAUAGACUGGAUAGUGCAAAUCAUUAUGAAGCUGAUGAUGGAUUUCAGGAAGUUAGUAGAGCUGAAGCUGCUCACAGUCGUCAAGCCUCGGGUCCUGAGGCUGAGGCUAACUAUGCACAAGUGGAUAUGACUAAAAAGAAGAAGAACAGACGACCAGCACCAAAUGAUGAAUAUGCCCAGGUAGACAAAUCGAAAAAGACGAAGAGGACUAAGGUAGCGAUGACAUCGAGAAAGAGACCCGGAGAGCUUGAUUAUGCCGAUUUGGAAGAUUUGAGAGUGGGACUUGUCCCUGGACCAUCUGGUGCCACUGCAGCAGGAGCUGUUGUUCGUCCUCCAGCCUACGAAGGAACUGAUUACGCUGACAUAACACAGUUUGGUGUCCCUCAGCCUGAUCCUACAUAUGCUAACGUUUCUAAAGGAGAUGUGACGUAUUCUAAUAUGCAGAGUAUAGCUUGAGGCCUGAGGUUAGUGACUGUUUCAUACGAGAGAAAAGACUUUGUCCUAGAGUUCAACUCAGUCAAACUAUCAAACAGUAAAACAAAUUAAAUAUAUGAGUGUAGUCGCUUUAUUCUCAUUAAAGCAAGUGCACGUUUUACCAAAAUAAGCUAUCUUUUUAUCAGUCAUGAGCGCCCCUAAUAAAAUUAGUUUGGAUAUUAGAUUUUAGGUAUAUAAUCGUUUUUUGUAGAUUUACAAAGAGGUAAUUGUGAAUUGACAUUUUUAUUCUCAAGUCUAUUUCGAAAAUACAAUCGUGAGAGAUUGAUUAGUUUUUGACAAUGACGACAAUAGUGAGUUAUUGUUUUGAAGUUUUUUUAGAGUUUAAAUGAUAAUUCUCAUUAUGAUAGCCUAUGAUUUUGUAAGUUUCAAAUAUGGUUCCGCUAUAGGCAGGCUACUUAAGUAUCUUAUAAUUUAAUACCCUUAAUUAUAUAGAACAUACAAUCGUGAGAGGUUGAUUAGUUAUUGUCAAUGACGACGAUAGCGAGUUAUUGUUUUGUAUUUUUUAUAUAGAGUUUAAAUGAUAAUUUUCAUGAUAACAGAAUUUUGCAAGUUUCAAAUAUGGUUCCGCAAUAGACUACUCGUACAAUUUUUAUCUUGCUUAAGUGAAAUUGGUCACUUCUGUAAAGAGUGAUUUAAGAAAAACAAUUUGCUAUAUUUGUACGAAAGUUGGCUUUGCUUAUUAUAAUGCCAAGAAAUGACUGUAUUUUUACAUUUGACAUAGAGAAACUAAACAUAUGAAAUAAAUAAUUCAAAUU